This is a messenger RNA of Numida meleagris (helmeted guineafowl), 1186 nucleotides long. RefSeq names its product LYR motif containing 9 (gene LYRM9). The coding region runs from base 757 to 993 and encodes 78 amino acids. The transcript is spliced from 7 exons. NCBI's taxonomy places the organism in Eukaryota, Metazoa, Chordata, Aves, Galliformes, Numididae. The record is from RefSeq and is a predicted model, not a curated record.
ACGCGGAGGUCGCUGAGGCGGGCGGCGGAGAGCGUGUCCGGCUGAGGGCCGGGAGCUGCCCUUGGCGGGGCGCUCUGAGGCGGCAGCGGCCUCCGAGCUGCGCGGUCCGGUGGGGGGCGCGGGAACCCCGCUGCCCUGAGGUGAUUCCCGCCUCGCUCCGCUGGCCGGCAGGUGAUUGCCACCGCCCCGGCUCCAAAGGAGCUCGCUGAGCUCAGCGGGAACGCGGGCUGGCCUCGGGGCGCGCGGGGUGGCGUUGCCUCAGGUGCAGCUGGCCGAGGCAGGUGCAGCGGGUUCACGGCCGAGCUGCCCGCCCGGGGAGCUCGUGCUGGCGCUGUGCGCUCCGAGCCCUGUGCGCGAGCCUCGCUCGGCUCCGCGCGGGGCCGCGGUGCACGGAGCGCUUCUGGUUGCUGCUUGCAGUUCACUUAGCGUGGUCUGCGCGCGUGGGGGAGGCGGUGUAGUUCGUCAGAGCCUUUUGUCCUGAAACAGUCUGUCAGGAAUUAAGAUUCCUUGUUAGCUCCCUGCUGCGUUUUUCAGAUGUUACGAGGUCUCGCUUACUGUUGGGCUUCGGCAGACCUAAUCUGUGAAGAUAAUUAAGGUUCUUCUGCUCUGAAUGCUGUUUGUAGAAAUGUGUUCUUAAUUUGUCGUGUGAAUCCUGCUGAAUUCCUUGCAUUUGGUGUGCUGGGCCACCAUUUCUGAGUUCUUGUCCAUGACAGUUAACCAAGGUCUAUCUUGCAGGUGAAGCUGAAAAGCACGAUAAUGGCUCCGCUACCCAAUGCUGAAUUAGUUCAGAACUCAUUGCAGUUAUAUCGUUACUUGCUUCGAUGCUGUAAGCAACUUCCUGAAGAGAACAUUCGUCAGCAUUAUAAACAUGCAAUCAGGCAGAGUUUCAAAGUUCACGCUGAUGAAGAUGAUCCUGACAGAAUACAGCAAAUUAUUAAGAGAGCCAUUGAGGAUGCUGACUGGGUCAUGAACAAAUACAAAAAGCAGAAGUAGAAGAAGGAUGAAGACAAGAAUGUCGUUGGUGCAUGUCCCCUGUGACCCUAAUUUCUAAACUCUCAAGAAAAGAUGCCAUUCAGCUGGGUUCUGUGCACUCAAUGGUAUGAUCACUGAAACGUGCAGCCUUGUACAGGUAUAAAGGCUUUCACAUCUUUUUGAAUUGUGUAAUAAAUGUCCUUUAAAAAUGGGA